Molecule: messenger RNA, 984 nt
Organism: Durotheca rogersii
Lineage: Eukaryota; Fungi; Ascomycota; Sordariomycetes; Xylariales; Xylariaceae
Exons: 4
Coding region: 284-688 (134 amino acids)
Source: RefSeq, a predicted model, not a curated record
UAGCACCGCCUUACCAGCAUAGACCUCCGACGUUGCUCCGUGCGGCGUAGUGGGAAAUAUUGUACGCCUUACAUCUAAGGCAUUGAGAAAACUCCCACUCCGGCUCUCACUCGACCCAACUGGCCAAUAGCGGAUGCCCUCUCUCGCAACGGGUUAUCGUACCACCUCGACGCUUCCUCCCACUAAUCUUCCCCCCCCCCCCUCCAGACGCCCGAACCGCCGCCAGAGCGCAACGAGCACCAAGGACUUGGAAUAGAAACCACAACCGCAAACACCGUCCGCCAUGGCCUCCCUGAUCGCCCGCCGGGCCUUCUCCCAGAGGGCCUUCUCCACCACCGUCCGGCGCCUGGCCGCCGACGCCGACGCCGCGCUCAAGAACGAGACGAAGCGCAAUCCCGAGCUGAUGAUCCUCGGCGGCGUCAUGGUCCUAGCCCUGGGCGGCGCCGGUCUCUACUUCGGUCGCUCGCCCACCGGGUCGACGUCCGAGGAACCCGUCGGCCUCGCCAAGUCCGGCAUGCCGUGGGAGACGGGCGCCACCGAGGGCAAGUACCGCUACCACCCCGGCGGCGACCCGCAAGCCGCUCCCAAGGACGCCCCCAGCGCCGUCAACGUCGUCAUCGUCCCCAACGUCAACCUGCCCAAGCACCUGCACGAGAAAUACAACAAAUGGGGCAAGGAUGGCUACUGAAGGGUUGUCGCUUAGAGCCUGGCCGCUGUAGAGGACGCGACGAAUUUGUUGUUGUACAUAGCUGAAAUCAAGCAUCGAGGCGGCAUUACGGAAAUCGUUGGGGUCGAAAAAAAAAAACUGUCUGCUCAUGACAGUCUCUAGAGGGGUUUACUCGAUUACUUGUCGAUCUAUCUAAUUGCGUGGCGACGCGUGCACAAUAACCGGCCGGCUCAUUUGGACAGGACGUCAUUCGUUAGUUACGGGAACUAAGGUAACCAUAUCGGCAAUCUUGAGAGAUUAUCGCCGGUUCUCCGAAC